GAGAUCAGCUUGUGGCUCUUGUUAGAAUGAUUUACUACACGGUCAGGACGCGCGAUCCCGCGGUCGUGCCGUGAACCCGCUGCUCGUCAUAAAAGAUCGUACUCUCCCGGCCCUGGUGAGCUGGGCAGACAUGCCAUUCCCUGAGUCGAGGUGACGAGUGCCCGUUCGUUCAUCGUAGAAACACGUCUGAGCCACGAUGCAUUUCACCACCUCCACUGUCGUUGCCGGCCUCCUUGCCGCUGCCGCCUCGGGCGUGUCUGCGGUCCCUACGAAGCGCUGCCCAGACAAGGGGCACUCUAGCCGUCGUGUCGAACUCGGCCCUCGGCCAGAGUAUCUCGUCAAUGACAUGGACGAGGGCCCGUUGAAAGACAAGCUCGCUUCGUGCCUGGAGAAGAAGGUACACACCACCCCCUUCAGCAUCGGACACCGCGGUGGUGGCUGUCUGCAAUUCCCCGAGGAGACGAUGCAGUCUCUAGUAGCUGGUACCCGAAUGGGCGCGGGCAUUCAAGAGUGCGAUGUAGCAUUUACCAGCGACCGCGAGCUCGUCUGCCGCCACGACCAAUGCGAUCUGCACACCACCACCAAUAUCGUCGCAACUCCUCUCGGCGCCAAGUGUACGACGCCCUUCGAACCCGCGACCGACGGCAAGGCAGCCACAGCCAAGUGCUGCACCAGCGACAUCACCCUCGCCGAAUUCAAGUCUCUGUGCGGCAAGAUGGACGGCUUCAACGCGUCGGCCACGACGCCCGAGGACUUCCUCCACGGAACGCCCAACUGGCGCACGGAUCUAUACUCGACUUGCGCCACGGUGCUCUCGCACAAGGAGUUCAUCCGCUACGUCGACGCGCAGGGGCUCCAGUUCACGACGGAGCUGAAGCAGCCGCGCGUGCCGAUGCCGUUCCAGGGCAACUACACGACGCAGAUGUACGAGCAGCAGGUCGUCGACGAGUUCGUCGAGGCGGGCAUCGACCCCUCGCGCGUCUGGCUGCAGAGCUUCGUCUUCGAGGACGUGGCGUACUGGCUGGAACACGCGCCCGAGUUCGGGAAGCAGGCCAUCCUGCUCGACGAGAGCGGCGACCCGCCGGCCUCGACCGUCGAGCAAGCCGCUGCGAACCUGACGUUUUACAAGGACGCCGGGGUGAACAUCGUCGCGCCCCCCUUGCCGUACCUUGUUUCCGUGGAUGCUGACGGCGAGUACGUGCCCUCGGGGUAUGCGACCAAGGCCAAGGAGCUCGGGCUCGACAUCAUCACGUGGUCGCUGGAGCGGUCCGGCCCGCUUGCCCAGGCCGUCGCGAGGGACGAUUACUACUACUUCUCGAUUACGAACGGCACGCGGAAAGACGGCGAUAUGUACAAGCUCGUGGAUGUCCUUGCGCGAGAGGUUGGCGUGAAGGGCAUCUUCUCGGAUUGGUCGGCUACGGUGACGUUUUACGCCAAUUGCAUGGGGCUUUUCUAAAUUCAAAGAAAAAAUCGUAUAGUAUAUAGCACUUACAUCAUGAAUUAGACGAAUAGAAUUAGCCAGCAUGUGUAAUGUAGCAUUGAGCUUAUAAGAAUAAAUCAAUCGAGAAUUUCCCAUUGCGCUAUAGAGAUUAUGUGAGCGGAGGAUUCACAGCUCAUCUUUCACUUUAGCGAGCCGUUUAAC
Xylaria bambusicola is the source of this 1642-nucleotide messenger RNA. RefSeq names its product PLC-like phosphodiesterase. Gene Ontology annotation, molecular function: glycerophosphodiester phosphodiesterase activity. Gene Ontology annotation, biological process: lipid metabolic process. The record is from RefSeq and is a predicted model, not a curated record. NCBI's taxonomy places the organism in Eukaryota, Fungi, Ascomycota, Sordariomycetes, Xylariales, Xylariaceae. The transcript has a single exon. Bases 197 to 1456 code for a protein of 419 amino acids.